Lodderomyces orthopsilosis Co 90-125 is the source of this 1386-nucleotide messenger RNA. RefSeq names its product putative metallocarboxypeptidase (gene ECM14). Lineage: Eukaryota; Fungi; Ascomycota; Pichiomycetes; Serinales; Debaryomycetaceae. The coding region runs from base 1 to 1386 and encodes 461 amino acids. The transcript has a single exon. Gene Ontology annotation, biological process: proteolysis. Gene Ontology annotation, molecular function: metallocarboxypeptidase activity; zinc ion binding. The record is from RefSeq and is a predicted model, not a curated record.
AUGAAGUUUUUGUUAGCACUGUUCCUUCUACUAGAAAUAGUUUGGUCUUUCCAAUUUCCAUUUACCUUACCAGAUGUAUUCAGUGCACGGCUGCAUCAACAUACCCACUACUCAAAGUUAGAUCCGAAGGAUCGCCCCAUUGAUUUGCUACAAUAUAAAGAUGAUGUGGUUAUCAGGGUUUCUUACGCCAACUCCCCCUCCUUAAAAGAAUUUCUCGCCAAAAAGGACGUCCAAUUCAAGAAAUGGGAAAAGAACAACAUUCAACAAACAAUUGAUAUCCAAAUCAAAGAGGAAGAGCUUGUGGAAUUGAUCGAAAAGUUUCCCUCUUUGGACUACCACACAAUUAUUGAGGAUUUACCCCAACGUAUCUAUGAGACUUUCCCAUUGCAUGGGCAGCAGAUUGUCACACAAGAUGAGGACUUUCACACACAAUCAGAGUUGUUCUUUAGGGAAUACCGUGAUUUAACUACAAUUGACUCCUGGUUGAACUUGUUGCAGUCUACUUACCCUGAUGUUGUUAAACUUGAGGAAAUUGGAGAAAGUUUUGAGCACAGAAAGCUCAAUGUUGUUCACUUUUCAGCACCAAAUGACGAUGUGGAGCACAAUGAUAAAAAAACUAUUGUAAUUACUGGUGGCGUUCACGCUCGUGAAUGGAUCUCAGUAUCUAGUACCUUGUACUUGAUAUAUCAAUUGAUUAAACUUUACAGCACAUGGCCCAAUUCAAAAAUUUUAACCCAAUUGGACUUUUUAUUUAUUCCGGUAACUAAUCCGGAUGGAUAUGAGUAUACUUGGACAACUGACAGAUUGUGGCGUAAAAACCGUCAAGAAACGCCUAUUCCAAAAUGUUUUGGUAUCGAUAUUGACCACUCUUAUGAUUACCAUUGGACUAAAUCAUCCGAUUGGGCUUGUGGUGAAGAAUACAGUGGGGAGUUUCCCUUUGAAGCAUUUGAGUCUCGCUUGUGGGAUGCAUAUUUGAACAAUACUAAUAAGGACCAUAGUAUUUAUGGAUAUAUCGAUUUACAUUCAUAUUCACAAGAGAUCUUGUACCCCUAUGCAUAUUCGUGCAAUCAGCAGCCAAGAGAUGAGGAGAAUUUGAUUGAAUUGGCUUGGGGUAUUGCCAAAUCAAUAAGAAUGAAACUGGGAACUAAUUACAAUGUGUUACCUGCAUGUAUUGACAAGGAUUCAGAUUUAUUGCCUGAUUUGGGGUCAGGUUCUGGAUUGGACUACAUGUACCAUAAUCGUGCAUUUUGGGCAUAUCAGUUUAAAUUGCGUGAUACUGGUGGUCAUGGUUUCUUGUUACCUGCUAAAUACAUUGAACCAGUUGGUGAUGAAAUUGUUUCCGCUAUUUUGUACUUUUGUAAAUUUAUACUUAGUGAUGAUCGAUAA